AUGUUUUCACGCACGACUCUCAAAACAAUUUUCCUCUCCCUCCUUACCUACGCUUCUGCUCUCCCAUCCGAACUAGACACUCGUGCUACCUGUCCUGGCGUACAUGUUUUCGGUGCCAGAGAGACCACUGUAUCACCUGGAUACGGAACCGCAGGUGUCGUUAUCAACCUCAUUCUCGCUGCACACUCUGGUGCAACAUCCGAAGCUAUUGUUUACCCAGCAUGUGGUGGACAAUCUUCGUGCGGUGGAGUCAGCUAUGGAAAUAGUGUUGUUCAGGGUGUUGCUGCCGUUGCUGCUGCAGUUAAUGCAUACAAUACACAAUGUCCGAGUACUCAGUUGGUAUUGGUGGGGUAUUCUCAGGGUGGACAAAUAAUGGACGAUGCGUUCUGUGGGGGUGGGGACGCUAAUGAAGGACUUACAAAUACGGCAAUCCCAAUUAAAGCCAGCGCUGUCAAUAUGAUCAAGGCUGCAAUCUUCAUGGGUAAUCCAAGAUAUGUCUAUGGACUCUCUUACGAAGUUGGUACCUGUAGAGCUCAAGGAUUUGCACCUCGCCCCUCCGGAUUCUCAUGCCCCUCUGCCUCCAAGAUAAAGUCCUACUGUGAUUCCGCCGAUCCAUACUGCUGCACUGGUUCCGAUGCCAAUACGCAUCAAGGCUACGGCACCGAAUAUGGACAACAAGCCCUCACAUUCGUGAAUGCAAAACUCGCCUCUUCUGGUACGUCCCCAACCACUACUCCAUCUAGCCCUGGCACUACUUCUACCACUACUCCUUCCUCUCCCGGAUCCACUGGAGUUGCGCAUUGGGGACAAUGUGGCGGGACGGGGUAUACGGGGAGUACUACUUGUGCUAGCCCGUAUACGUGCGUUUAUGCCAAUGCUUAUUAUGCUCAAUGUCUUUAG
Sclerotinia borealis F-4128 is the source of this 900-nucleotide messenger RNA. Lineage: Eukaryota; Fungi; Ascomycota; Leotiomycetes; Helotiales; Sclerotiniaceae. The record is from the annotation of a GenBank genome assembly.